Molecule: messenger RNA, 1242 nt
Organism: Thecamonas trahens ATCC 50062
Lineage: Eukaryota; Apusomonadida; Apusomonadidae
Exons: 1
Coding region: 1-1242 (413 amino acids)
Molecular function (GO): chloride channel activity
Source: RefSeq, a predicted model, not a curated record
AUGGGAAGGUACAACCCGUCCAAGUAUCUGGAAGUGUUCUACCGAUGGCUUCCUAGCCAGGGCUCUGUCUUCGGGGCCAUCAUGCCGUUUAUGGUUGCUACGCUAGCGGUCAACGUGGUCCUCCUCGUCCUCAAGUCCGAGUUUAAGACCAAGGUCGGUCUUCCGCUCUCGGCCCACUCCAUCUUUGGAUUUCUGCUCUCGUUCCUUCUGGUGAUGCGGACGACCAUGGCAUACCAACGAUACAUGGAGGGCUACGCCGCCAUGUCGCUGAUGGUGCGGUCGGCGCGGACGGCGACGCGCGAGAUUCUAGUGGCGGGUUCGUCUGGCUCGGACGCGAGUGUAGCGCGGUGCGUCCGGUACAUCAAGGCGUAUCUGUUUGUGGCAACCAAGCAUUUGCGAUCGGAGGCGCUGGAGCUGGAAGAGGUGCCGGAUGGGCUGCUGACGGCACGCGAGACAAACUACCUUGCGCCGCGGUCGCGACGCUCGUUGCUCAUCAUCGGCUGGCUGGCCAUCGAGGUCGAGGCGCUGCACUCGAUGUCGGCCAUUUCGGACAUGCACCGGUUGCACUUGCUCAACCACCUACAGGCGCUGACGGAUGCGUUUAUGGGCGCGACGCGUGCGCGGGCCAUGUUCAUCCCGUUCCCGUUUGCGCAAGUUUUCAUCGUCUCGCUCACGCUCUAUUGCUUCUCGCUGCCUAUCGUCCUCAUUCCGAUCUUUGGCCGAUGGUCAGUGGCACUCACGGCCUUUGCCUGCUUUGUCAUCUUUGGCACUGCCGAGGUGGCGCGGCGGCUGGAGUCUGCCUUUGAGCAAUACAGCGGGUUCGAACCCAUUCCGCUCGACCUCAUCAUUACCGCCGCCUUUGACGACAUCGACGCGUAUGUGGCACAGUUUUCCGACUUUCGGCGUGGCCUCACUUUUCAUCGCAAGGCGCUGGACGAUGCCGAGGCUGUCGACGACGCGACCCGUGGGACGUGGAUUGGCCUCAACUCGCUGGCGCCCGAGGAGCUCGGCCCGCCCGGCGAGAUGACCGAGGCCGAGAACGUGGCGCUGGGCAUGGCGAUCGAGACCGACACCGUCCCGCACGAGAUCUCUGUUGCUGUCUCGGAGCUUGUCGAGCUUGACGAAGCGCUCGAGCGGGCGCGGUCGGCAGCGGGCUCAGGCAUGAGCUCAGUCAACGGAUCUGUUGCUCCAGACGAGCACGAGCAGCCGAUGGUGCCGAACGAGUCGACAAUGGAGCCGUAG